Messenger RNA from Brassica oleracea var. oleracea, 486 nucleotides. RefSeq lists its product as uncharacterized. The coding region runs from base 1 to 486 and encodes 161 amino acids. The record is from RefSeq and is a predicted model, not a curated record. NCBI's taxonomy places the organism in Eukaryota, Viridiplantae, Streptophyta, Magnoliopsida, Brassicales, Brassicaceae. The transcript has 6 exons.
AUGACUUAUCACUCCAAUGUCGUGGAAGAUGCCUUAAAUAACAGUCACAGAAGAGUUUCAUGUGAUGAGAUCCUUGAUGUGGACCGGACGGUGGAUGCGGAAUCUGGGUCGAAGAAAGCCAGCGGCGGAAGAUUGGAGCCGUCUUCUUCGAAUCAGGGGGAGAUAUUGGGAACACUUGCUACGGUGGAGGAGGAUUCACAAGCAAUCGCGGAGAGCUUCUCGUCUCUCUUCGUUUCCCUCCGAUCGACUCUCUCUGAGGCUACAGGAAGCUCAGUUGAUCACAUGACUUGCUUUGGAGAUGCAGCUGGACGCCUUCAGGAAACCGCUCUAGAUGCAUCCACUAAAGGGAACCGCUACAUCAAUUCUUGCCUCAGAUUAAACGAGGAAAUUAAAGGCGUUGAUACUCUGGCGGCUCGGUUAAAGCACCUGAGGAGAAAUAUGGAUGUUCUUGACACGGCUGUGAACAAGCUUCUCCGUCCUCCAUGA